AUGCGUUACACAACCAUCACUCUCCUUGUUAUUGGUCUUCUCACAGGCAAUGCCUUGACUGCACCUGCUCCUCAGUUCGGCGGCGGCGGCUUCGGAAGUGGCCGUGGUGGUGGUGGUAGAGGUGCCGUAGGUGGUGCAGGCGGCGGCGGUGGUGGCCGAGGAGGCUUCGGCGGCGGUGGUGCCGGAGCCGCUGCUGGUGCUGGUGCUGGUGCUGCUGGUGCCGGUGCCGGUGGAGCUGGCCGUGGAGGCGGUGGCGGCGGCGGCAACAGAGGUCAGAAUGCCGGCCAGAACGGAGGCGGCAACAACGGCGGCAACAACAAUGCCAAUGCCGGCAACGCGAACGCCGGCCAGAACAAUGAUAACAACAACCAGGACAACGCUGCUGCAGACGAUGCCGCGGCUGAUGCCAACAAUGGCAACGCGAACAACAACAACCAGAACAACCAAAACAAUGGCAACAACAACAACAACAACAAUAACAACCAGGACAACGCAAAUGACAAUGCGAACGCCGACGACAACGCCGAUCAAGCAGCAGACGCGGACGCGGCGGCCGACUUUGUUGGCCUCGCUUGCACCGAUGGAACUGGUGCUGGCGCUUGCCAAGCAGACGGCCAGUGCGAUGUUAAUGGCGACGUCAAGGUUGUCGCAGGCCAGUGUGGCCAGGCCGCUGCCGAUGCCUAA
Messenger RNA from Colletotrichum fioriniae, 684 nucleotides. RefSeq lists its product as uncharacterized. The record is from RefSeq and is a predicted model, not a curated record. NCBI's taxonomy places the organism in Eukaryota, Fungi, Ascomycota, Sordariomycetes, Glomerellales, Glomerellaceae.